Cyprinodon variegatus (sheepshead minnow) is the source of this 5350-nucleotide messenger RNA. It is a transcript of the gene cplx2b, whose product is annotated as complexin 2. The transcript has 4 exons. Gene Ontology annotation, biological process: synaptic vesicle exocytosis; regulation of neurotransmitter secretion; neurotransmitter transport. The coding region runs from base 278 to 679 and encodes 133 amino acids. Gene Ontology annotation, cellular component: terminal bouton; SNARE complex. Gene Ontology annotation, molecular function: syntaxin binding. NCBI's taxonomy places the organism in Eukaryota, Metazoa, Chordata, Actinopteri, Cyprinodontiformes, Cyprinodontidae. The record is from RefSeq and is a predicted model, not a curated record.
UGGAGGAGCGAAGAGGAGGCUGUGAGGUAAUAGUUUACAGGAGGGGGUGUUGGUGGUGGAGAGAGAGACGGGAUAUAGGACGAGCAUAACACAGAGGUUUGGCUGCAGACUCGCCAGGAUCCCUUUCGCCGCCUCUCCCUCUCAGAGAGUUGUUUGACAUUACAACAGAAAAAGAGGAAAUAGAGGACCACUGGGACAAGACGCCUUCAGGUUCGGUUGUUACAUAGUCAGUGUUCUUUGGCUUUGAGAGCAGCGACUCUAUCAGGCAGAAGAAACCAUGGAUUUUGUAAUGAAGCAAGCUUUGGGUGGGGCCACCAAGGACAUGGGUAAGAUGCUCGGUGGGGAGGAGGAGAAAGAUCCGGAUGCAGCUAAGAAGGAAGAGGAGCGACAAGAGGCGCUAAGGCAACAGGAGGAGGAGAGGAAGGCCAAACAUGCUCGCAUGGAGGCAGAAAGGGAAAAAGUACGGCAGACCAUCAGGGACAAGUACGGCUUAAAAAAGAAGGAAGAAAAAGAGGCGGAGGAGAAAGCCGCCAUGGAGCAGGCCUGUGAGGGUUCGCUGACACGCCCAAAGAAGGCAAUCCCAAGAGGCUGUGGAGACGAUGAAGAGGAUGAGGAGAGCAUCCUUGACACAGUCCUCAAGUAUCUGCCCGGACCUCUGCAGGACAUGUUCAAGAAGUAAAUGGAAGAACAAGGAGUAUCAAACGAACCCUGAGUUCAGGGUCCGUUCCGGCCUGGGUCAGGCUGCAGGGCAAAUGGGGAAGCAGGGAUCUUUGUGUCGGGAACCUUUAGUAUAGACUCAGAUGGUUUUAUUGUAGAUGUUUGGGUUGCAGAAUUUGUCGGGAGCAAAAUAGAUCUGGGAGGGGGGGAUUCUCAAACUUUUAGAGGCUACACACUGCCUUUGUAGAGACAUUUUAUUCUUUUCUACUCCUUAACGGCUGCGUUGAUUGGAUUUUGGUUUUGCUGCAUCAUAUUUUAAACUGCCAGCGAGUGCAUGUUUUUAUUUUUUUUAUUUUACAUUGAUUUAGACUGAAGUGUUUGUCACAUUCCUAUAAUGGAGGACAACAUUCCGCAUUACACCUUUUCAAAGAGCUAUGUCACCAUGUUUUCCAGCAAGCUUCAGUCAUUAUAGAGAAUGUUUCCUACAUCUGCAAACCCGAACGUCUUAUUUCAAUGACAUUUACUACAUUAGAAAAGUAUUUAGGACAUGUGCCUUCAUAUUGUCUCCUAAAGCAGUGGAAGUAGUAAGUGAGGGUUUCAUUUUUGAGUUAAGUAUUGCUGUUCAAGGACGGUCUUGAAAUUAUCUAUUUUGUUUUACAAUAGCACUAUUUUUCACACAGAAGCGUUCAGGAAGACCAGGAAAAUAGACUGUUUUAUUUUACAAACACAUUCCCAACAGCUAUUUAGACUGCCACAGAGUUUACAAAACUACUAAAUUCUACAUCUUAAGCAGCCUGAAAACUAGGGCAUUCGACCAGGAGAUAUUAAGAUGUUUAAGCAGAUGUUCUGCAACCCUUUUAGUAAUUUUGUUUUGGUUUAUAUAUGAAAAGAAAUAAAAACAAAGUUAUUAUGAUUUUAGCAGUCUGAUCCAGUUAGACAAUCAAACAGUCCACCACUGGCUAAAAAUAAAUUAUCUAAUUCAAAUUACUAAUUCAUAGUUUAUAAUUUUUUCAUCCUGAAUUUUAAUGCAUAUAGAAUAUAGGUAUCAGGUAAUCCUCUGGGAUAAUGUUUCUUAUGUUAAUGUUAAAAAAAGAAAUUAUUUCAUCGCAAUCUGAGUUUUUCUUUUUUUUUUUUUUACUUGACUGCAUCUCCUUGACAUUAAGACCAAAGAAAUCCUGGUGAGAUACCUCUAUUUCUUUAGGCACCACCAGUUUGCGUACAGGAACUAAAUUUUCUUGGCUUGCUGGUGAAAAAAUCUGCUGUACUGCAUAGAAAAUAAAAGUUUAGGCCAAGUUGGAGGAGGACGGGUGUGUGAGCUGUCACUGCCUAAAGAACUAUUACUACUUUACAUUCCUGAAUCUCUUAGUCCAUAGAGAUAUUAUAAUAAUGUAUUUGAGUAGAUGUAAUGUAAUCCGCAACAAUCUCUAUUUAGUAAAAGUAACUGAAUAUGUGUACAUUCAUAGGGGAAACAAAGCAUGUCAGUCAUUUCUAAACAAGUUGUGGGGAUGUGGAAGUAGAAAAUUGCUCCACAAUUUAAUAAUGUCAGAGAUCACUAGGACUAAUGAUGAAGCUGCACACUAUAAAACCAGUUUCUUAAUUUUCUCAUUUUCUAGUUCAGAUAGGACUUUUCACUAGAAAAAGCCAUAUUCUUUAGACUGCAAUAACUAAAAAUGAUUUAAAAAGUAUCAGUAUAACAUUGAAGCUUUCUAAUGUUUAUUUUCUGUUGUAAAAUUAGACAUAAGGUAUUUCCAUACUUUGUAAAUCUCCAUUACUUCACUACCUUGUAUACUAAACAUAAACAACAGAAAAAAAUAUAUAGAAAAAGAGAAUCCAUUGUCAGAAGUGUCUCUGUGUUAAAUGUGAAUUGUAAGUGUGUUUGGUUUAUGUAUGUGUGUCUUUCUACAUGUCUGUGAUGCGAGACCAUGUUGUUGAUUCACGUAGUCUUUGUUUAAACUGUAAAGGUGUCUUUGAGCUAAAAUGUGCACAGGAAGAAGCUGAUGUGGUCUUCAAGUUGUGCCAUGUAAAAAGGAAAAAAAAGAUACUCAACACAUUCCUUUUAUAUAUUGAGCAUGCAAGUGUUUGGUAGAGAUAAGAAUACACCAAAUGUCAGACACAAACACGUGUGUAUUCAAUCUUGAGUUGCUGUUUCUGUAAAAGUCUCCAGGCAACAGAAUCUGCACGGAUACAGAAAAAUCUGUUUUAUCUUGGGCUCGAGGAAGCUUUCAUGUACUUUGCUGUUUGAGUAAAUGAGUAGAGACUUCAUGGUUAGUUUUUCUUGGAUGGUAGGUCACUCUAAGGAUGGGGGAAGAGGGAAACAAUUUAUGUAGUUUCAGAAAAAUACUGCCUGUUUUUCUUAUUUUGUUUUUCUUUUGGUAAGAAAAUAUAUUUAAAAAAAAAAACAUUUCUAGUACUAAACUGGUUGCUUAAGCACCAAUUUUCUACAUUUACACUGCCACAAGUUUGACUUAUGGACCUGAUAGACUGCUAUACAUGGCUUCAAGCACUGAGCCUAAUAAAAUAAUGGAAACCAACAAGUUUCCUAUUUAAAAAGCACCAUUUUCGGAUUUUGGGACCAAAACAUUAAAUUAUUACUAACAAUAUAAAAUAGUAUAAGAAUAACAUGAACUUACUGUCUCCAUUUUCCAGCCAUUAUUGGCCUACAAUUAUUUAUACCGCUCGCAGAUUUAAAUUUGUUAUUAUUUAUACCUGACCAAGAAGUUUGUUUCAAAUAAGAAAAGACAAACAAUUCUUUAAAGAUAACAGAACAAUGUAAAAAGAAUACGGUACAAUUUUAUGCAAAUAUUUUAUAUCUAUAUAAAUAUACUUAACUAAAAGAUGCAGUUGUGAGAUUAUUUUCACCAAAUUAUUGCCAUUCCAACAGUCAAAUCAUGCUUACAACUGCUGACCUGCUGUUUGCAUGUUUCCACUGGUGUUUUAAUGAUUUGUCUUUGAGAUUCAAGCCUCCUUGCCAUCACCCUGAUCUAUUGUUCACGCCACAGAUUCCCAGAAUCAAGUCAGGACUCUGGUUUGGCCUCUCUAAAAAUGCUAUACAAUGUGAUUUUAAACUUAAAUCUGCUAGGUUUAUGAAUAAUUUUGUGCUUAACUGGAUUUGGAGCUGCGGUAACAGCUAAACGUAUCAUUAGCUAGUAAUGUUAGCGCAUCUUUUGAAAAAGGAACGAUUUUUGUGGUUAAACUUCAGGUUACAUUAAACUCAAAGCACUGCAAAUCUGCAAUAUUCUAAUAUAUUCUACUGAAACAUUUCGGAAAUAGCCGCUGCCGUAGUUAUCAGCAGUGUGGGGAAUGAACCCUGAAAGCUGUCACUCACAAAUACUUCUAGAAAGGAUUAUACACUGAUACACAGUGCUAAUCUAUAAAAUAAAUCACUUUCACAUCUUGCAUGCCCAACCUUUCUUGCCGCACAAACAGCGUCAGACCCUGUGAGUCAUUUAAGUCAGUCCUGCAUAUUCCCAUUAAUACAAAUGGCACUAACCAUAGAAGAAGCAACACAGGGGUAGUCUUUCACAGGCAUGGUGUAAGUACAGAGCAAUAUAACCACAGUGGAAAUAUUCAUUGCAAAGUGUUAUAUUCACAUCAGACAAUGCCUAAAAGCAACACUUGUGUGGUCAAACAGUGUAGAAUUAUAUGAAAAUACACUUCCUUUAGGUUGGCGUUAUGCUACCAGUUGUUGAAUGCAUGCAGCCUUUUCUCAGCCAGCCACUUUAGGGAAUGUCGGGCACUAGAUGUUAGCAUAUUCAAGGGAGCUCUUUGUAUCUCCAGACCACAAGUAGCUUUGAAAAAAGAUCAUAAAAGCAUAAUAUUUUGGCUUCUGUCUGAAGAUUCCAGGGCUGCUCUGUACUAAGUGUGAUGCCCUCAAAAACAGUUAAAUUGUGUCAAUUAUCAAACUCAAAUCAAUGGAAUAACAAAGUGCAAGUAAAGUUACAAACUUUUCUACUUAGUUGCAAGUCUGUAAAACCAGCGUUCAGAAAGGUUUAGAAGUAGAUUAACAGGCUUCUAGAUGGUUCUGCCAUCUGUAUUACACAAUGGGAUAGGGUUAGGGUUUUCUAUAGAUAUUUCGGGUUUGUUGUGUAAAUGCAAAAUUGUCAGUUUGAAGAUUUACACAAGCAUUGCUUAUUUGUUAUCAAAUUCAAAAAGAAAUCAAGUUUAAACAUUUUGUUUGUUUUGGUCAUGAAAAUAGUUUUUACAAAUGAUCUAAUGCAGACAACUUAGGUCAUUUUACCAAUUCUGAAGGACUUAGCUUUAGCACCUUUUAAAUGGAAAUGUUGAAGUGCACAUAUGUUGUCAUAAUUAUCCUGGUAAACUGGCUCAAAGACAGAACUCCUAAGCCCUGUAGUUAUACAGAUGAUGAGACCAGAAUGUUAUUUUGAGCCAACCAACAUCUAGUUAAGAGACAAAAUUAGGAUGUGUGAGUAAAACGUUUUCUUUUGAUAAAUUUUAUAUAGCGGUAGAGUUUAUCUUUAUUUUUAUAACCGCAAACACUGUUUUAUCCAAAUUCUCACGUCUCCUUUUGGUAAGACAACCCAUUGAGAAAAGAUUUCUAUUUUAGCACAGCCAAGUUACUUAGAAAUAUAAAUUGAACAACAGAUAUGUUGACAUGAAAUUAACAUCAUAUUUUGGUAACAACCCCAGAAAUAUACAUGCAGAAUAUAGUCCAAAGUAAUUCCUCUGUAGAGCA